UCAGGUGGUUGGUUAGCAGAUACCAUCAUCCCACUCUCUUCUUUCUUAGGUAUAUGGGAAUUGUACCUCGUCGCUAUACAUUUCAUCAUUUCUUGGGUCAUUUUACGUGUUUCUUCGAGGAGCUUUGCAUUUGUCAGUGGGUUAAUGUGGGAUUGGACCAUUCCUGCUCAAGCGGCAUACAACCCUCGAUUGAGACCAUCACAUGAAGCUCACCUCAAAGUAUAUUGGCCAUUAUGGACUCUGACCACAUUCAUGGAACUCGUCAUGGCAUUCAUCUUACCUGAAGCAACGUACACCUUGGUCGUAUGUGCCAAAACUACAAUCAUGAGCAUUUUGUGGUUUGCGAAAAUUGAU
Molecule: messenger RNA, 354 nt
Organism: Tremella mesenterica DSM 1558
Lineage: Eukaryota; Fungi; Basidiomycota; Tremellomycetes; Tremellales; Tremellaceae
Exons: 2
Source: RefSeq, a predicted model, not a curated record